AUGUCCAAUCCGCUUCCUUUAAGGCUAGAUGACCCAAGUCUCCUCCAUGGAGCCUCUUUGCUACAUGGCAAAUGGGUUCAAGCCCAGGAGCAGCAAAAGUUCGCCAUUGAAGACCCCGGGUCCCGUCAAAUUUUUGCCCACUGUCCCAAUAACCGUCUCCAAGAUGUUGAUCAAUAUGUCGAAUCCGCGCAUAUCGCGUUCCUCGAGUACAGAGAAGCAAAUCCCAGAGAACGGGCCAAGCGGCUCUUGAACUGGCACAGCCUGAUCACCAAUGCAAGAAGCGAUAUCGCAAAACUCAUCGUCUACGAGACAGGCAAGCCGAUGACAGAAGCCCUGGGGGAAGUUGACUACGCACUAGGCUUUGCAUGGUGGUUCUCCGGCGAAGCUGAGCGCGUUCGCGGCUCAGUUGCUCAGCCGUCUGUCUCCAAUAGACGCACGCUAGUCAUAAAGCAGCCAAUCGGUGUCAGCGUGGCAUUAGUUCCCUGGAACUUCCCUGUUGCGAUGACGAUCCGCAAAGCUGCUGCGGCUUUGGCUGCUGGCUGCUCGAUGAUCGUUAAGCCAUCGCCUGAAACCCCGCUUAGUACACUGGCGCUUGCAGAUCUCGCCUUGAGGGCUGGGUUCAAGCCAGGUGUCUUGAAUAUCAUUACGACAGAUAACGAAAAUACCCCUAUAGUUAGUGAGAGAUUGUGCAAACAUCCGCUCGUGCGCAAAGUCACCUUCACUGGUAGUACUGCUGUUGGCUCAAUCAUUGCAAAACACUGCAGUGAUGGGUUAAAAAAGGUCACUCUUGAGUUAGGAGGCAACGGUCCAUUCUUAAUUUUUGACGACGGUGAUCUUGACCAAGCUCUGGCUGCACUAAUGAUCUUAAAGUGGCGAACCGCUGGGCAGGCAUGCACACACGCCAAUCGGGUCUAUGUCCAAAGUGGUGUUUACGAUAAGUUUCUGCCCAUGCUAGUCAACGCUACAAAGAAAAUCCAAGUUGGCCACGGCACAGCGAAGGACACGACAAUGGGAGCGUUGACGACAUCUCGUGGCUUGACCAAAAUGGAACGGCACAUUGCCGACGCCGUCUCUAAGGGUGGACAGAUUGCGUAUGGCGGGAAGAGACUAACGAGUCUAUCCGGGAACUUUUUCCAGCCCACGAUCAUUUCCGGAAUGACACCUUCCAUGCUGACAAGUCAAGAGGAGAUCUUUGGGCCACUCCUUGGAUUGUAUCGAUUCGAAACAGAGGAAGAAGCUGUUCAGAUGGCAAAUGAUACUAGUAUGGGACUCGCAGCAUACUUUUUUACCAAAGAUACAAGCCGUUCGUGGAGGUUGCUCGAGAGCCUUGAAGCCGGAAUGAUUGGUAUGAAUACAGGUAAGGCCACUAUAAUCCACCCCAUUUAUACGGGACUUUCUCAGAAUAUAUUAGGAAACGCCUCUGCAGCCGAGUCGCCCUUUGGAGGUAUCAAGUCUUCCGGGUAUGGAAAGGAGGCAGGCAAGGAUGUUGCGAUAGAAGAGUAUCUGAUUUCGAAGACUGGGACUUUGACGGUUGACCCCAUUUCGAAGCUUUAA
Messenger RNA from Penicillium argentinense, 1554 nucleotides. Its product is annotated as NAD-dependent succinate-semialdehyde dehydrogenase. Lineage: Eukaryota; Fungi; Ascomycota; Eurotiomycetes; Eurotiales; Aspergillaceae. Bases 1 to 1554 code for a protein of 517 amino acids. The transcript is spliced from 4 exons. Gene Ontology annotation, molecular function: succinate-semialdehyde dehydrogenase (NAD+) activity. The record is from RefSeq and is a predicted model, not a curated record.